Messenger RNA from Yarrowia lipolytica CLIB122, 666 nucleotides. RefSeq names its product 60S ribosomal protein uL16. NCBI's taxonomy places the organism in Eukaryota, Fungi, Ascomycota, Dipodascomycetes, Dipodascales. The record is from RefSeq and is a predicted model, not a curated record. Gene Ontology annotation, biological process: translation; ribosomal large subunit assembly. Gene Ontology annotation, cellular component: cytosolic large ribosomal subunit; ribosome. Gene Ontology annotation, molecular function: structural constituent of ribosome.
AUGGCUCGACGACCCGCUAAGUGUUACCGAUACCAGAAGAACAAGCCCUUCCCCAAGUCUCGAUACAACCGAGCCGUGCCCGACCCCAAGAUCCGAAUCUACGAUCUUGGUCGAAAGCGAGCCCACGUCGACGACUUCCCUCUGUGUAUCCAUCUCGUUUCCAACGAGCGAGAGCAGCUGUCUUCCGAGGCUCUUGAGGCUGCCCGAAUCUGUGCCAACAAGUACAUCACCAAGGUGUCCGGACGAGAGGCCUUCCACAUGCGAAUCCGAGCCCACCCCUUCCACGUUCUGCGAAUCAACAAGGUGCUUUCUUGCGCUGGUGCCGAUCGACUUGCUCAGGGUAUGCGAGGAGCCUGGGGUAAGCCCGCCGGUCUUGCUGCCCGAGUUGACAUUGGCCAGGUUCUGAUUUCCAUCCGAACCAAGGACAACAACAAGGCCACCGUUAUCGAGGGUCUGCGACGAUGCCGAUACAAGUUCCCCGGUCAGCAGAAGAUCAUCAUCUCCAAGAAGUGGGGUUUCACCAACCUCGACCGAGAGGAGUACAUGACCCGACGACAGAACGGAGAGAUCAAGGAGGACGGUGCCUACGUCAAGUUCCUCACCAAGAAGGGUCCUCUGGCCGAGUCUCUUGCCGAGUUCCCCGACUACAACGGUGUUUCCGUUUAG